Thyridium curvatum is the source of this 1680-nucleotide messenger RNA. RefSeq lists its product as uncharacterized. Bases 1 to 1680 code for a protein of 559 amino acids. Gene Ontology annotation, molecular function: heme binding; oxidoreductase activity, acting on paired donors, with incorporation or reduction of molecular oxygen; iron ion binding. The record is from RefSeq and is a predicted model, not a curated record. The transcript has a single exon. Lineage: Eukaryota; Fungi; Ascomycota; Sordariomycetes; Thyridiales; Thyridiaceae.
AUGGCGCUCCUGGAGCUCGCUCUCCGCCCGGCCUCGUGGCCCCUCUACGUCUGGCUGUCGCUCCUCGUCGUCGCCCCGGCCGUCAUCCUCCUGCGCGACGUCUACGUCUGGUGGCGCAUGCCGCCCGGCCCGACGCCGCUGCCCUUCCUCGGCAACAAGUUCCAGCUGCCCAAGAGCCAGCCCUGGCUGCAGUUCGAGCGGUGGUCGCGCGUCUACGGGCCCAUCUUCACCGUCUGGAUUGGGCGGCGGCCGACGGUCGUCAUCUCGGACCCCGUCGUCGCCUCGGACCUCAUGGAGGCCCGCUCGUCCAAGUACUCGUCGCGCCCGCGCAUGGUCGCCAUGGGCGAGAUCUACUGGGACGGCGCGUCCAUCCUCGUGCAGCCGUACGGCAAGACCUGGUCCGUCCGCCGCAAGCUGCUGCACAUGGCCCUCAGCCCCAAGGCGCUCAAGCUGUACAAGCCCGUGCAGGAGGCCGAGGCCGCGCGCCUCGCGUACCGCCUGCUCGCCGACCCGGCCCGCUGGGUCAAGCACAUCGAGACCUUCACCUCGAGCGUCGUCUUCUGCGUCGCCUACGGCCACCGCAUCGACUCGCUCAACGCAAACGUCAUCCGCCAGCGCUUCCAGUUCAUGCACUACGCCUCCUCCCUCAACGUCCCCGGCAAGUACCUCGUCGAGACCCUGCCGAUCCUCAAGUACGUGCCCGACGCCCUGGCGCCCUGGAAGCGCGAGAUCAAGGCCAAGGGCCGCGAGGAGUCGGCCGCCAACAUGGCCCUCGUCGACAUGGUCAAGGGCGACAUGACGCGCGCCAAGGCCGAGAACCGCCUCGACCUGCUGCCCGACUCGCUGUGCAAGCUGCUGCUCGAGAUGCGCCACGAGACCGAGAUCCCGCUGUCGGACCGCGACUUCUCGUACAUCCCGGCCUCGCUCUUCGGCGCCGGCUCCGACACCACCGCCUCGACCAUGUGCAGCGCCUUCCUCGCCCUCAUCACCCACCCGGAGACCCUGCGCGCCGCGCAGGCCGAGCUCGACGAAGUCGUGGGGCCGGACCGCACGCCGACCUUCGACGACGAGGCCAGCCUGCCCUACGUGCGCGCCCUGUGCAAGGAGGUCCUGCGCUGGCGGCCCGUCGCCGUGCUCGGCGGCACGCCGCACGCCUCGACCGAGGACGACUGGUACGAGGGCCACUACAUCCCCGCCGGCACCACCAUCCUCGGCAACUCGUGGGCCAUCAACCUCAACGAGAAGUACUACCCGAACCCGCACCACUUCUACCCGCCGCGCUUCCUGGACGAGGCCGUCGCCGCCCGGCACACCGCCGCCAAGGGCGGCGUCGCCGCUCCCGUCAUCGGCGAGAAGCACGCCGUCGAGGACGGCGGCCUGCCGCACCCGGCCAAGAGCGGGCACUCGUCCUUCGGCUGGGGCCGGCGCGUGUGCCCCGGCGCCAACCUGGCCACCAACUCGCUCUUCGCGGCGCUGUCCAAGCUCAUGUGGGCGUACGACAUCCUGCCCAUCGAGGGCCGGCGGUACGACACCUUUGCCUACACCGACGGCUUCAACAUCCGCCCGCAGGAGUUCCAGUGCAUCAUCCGCGUGCGCAGCGAGGCGCACCGCAAGGUGCUCGAGAGGGAAAACAAGGAGGCCGAGGCCUACCUGGAGAAGUUUACUGCUUUUGAGGAGUAA